AUGCGGCCAUGGACUGGUUCCUGGCGUUGGAUUAUGCUCAUCCUCUUUGCUUGGGGAACUUUACUCUUUUAUAUUGGUGGACACCUGGUACGAGACAGUGAGCACCCAGAUCACUCUAGUCGCGAGUUAUCCAAGAUACUCGCUAAACUUGAACGUUUAAAGCAGCAAAAUGAAGACUUAAGGCGGAUGGCAGAAUCUCUCAGGAUACCAGAUGGCCCCAUUGAUCAGGGACCAGCUGCAGGAAAGGUACAUGCUUUAGAGGAGCAACUUUUAAAGGCCAAAGAACAGAUAGAAAACUAUAAGAAGCGGACAGGAGAUGGAAGCCUUGGAAAAGACCAUGAAAUAUUGAGGAGAAGGAUUGAAAAUGGAGCUAAGGAACUUUGGUUUUUCCUCCAGAGUGAACUGAAGAAGCUGAAAAAUCUAGAGGGAAGUGAACUGCAAAGACGCAUCGAUGAAUUUCUGUCUGAUUUGGGUCAUCAGGAAAGGUCAAUAAUGACCGACUUGUACUACCUCAGUCAAACAGAUGGAGCAGGAGAUUGGCGAGAAAAAGAAGCCAAAGAUCUAACAGAUUUGGUGCAGAGGAGAAUAACUUAUCUACAGAACCCGAAGGACUGCAGCAAAGCUAAGAAACUGGUGUGCAAUAUCAACAAAGGCUGUGGCUAUGGUUGCCAACUCCAUCAUGUCGUCUACUGCUUCAUGAUCGCGUACGGCACUCGGCGGACGCUCAUCCUGGAGUCUCAGAACUGGCGCUACGCUACCGGUGGCUGGGAGACUGUGUUUAGGCCUGUGAGCGAGACGUGUACUGACAGGUCAGGUGCCACCACUGGACACUGGUCAG
Molecule: messenger RNA, 838 nt
Organism: Tauraco erythrolophus (red-crested turaco)
Lineage: Eukaryota; Metazoa; Chordata; Aves; Musophagiformes; Musophagidae
Source: RefSeq, a predicted model, not a curated record